AUGUUGAGUUGGGAGGCCAAAACACAGAUUCAGCAACUCUGGGAUUUGAUAUCGUUAGGGGAUGAUGUUUGCACAGCCGCGACCAAGGCUAAGUCGUUCAAGAAGGAAGUCUCCAAUUUGGUAUCGUUAGUUUGUCGACUAUCGCAAAUGCUGAAAACCCUGCUUUGUUUCGUUACUUCACCUCAUACUUCCCUUUACUUGCGCCCACUUCAUUGCAUAGUCAAAGAGGUUAAGGUUGGCUUUGAGCACGCCCUCUCCAUUGUCCACAAAUGCAAGCGCGGAAACCUGUUGUGGAAACUCUUCACUACCUGCAGCUAUGCAACCCAAUUUGUGGAGCUCUUCAACUGUUUAAAUGCUUCUACCAGCGAUAUGAAAUGGCUGCUUUCCAUCUACAUGCCCCAAAGUUGCUCGACGCCGACGUACGAGAAACCAGUUAAGGUUAAGGUGUGGUCUUGCAUCGCCGCAGUCAAAAUGGGGCGUGCAUUGGAAGAUCGCGUCCGGGCGGUGAAACAACUGGCAUCACUUGCUGAGCAAAACGAUGAGUAUAAGAACAUUAUUUAUGAAGAAGACGGGGUACCGUCUUUACAAAAGCUUUUAAAAGAGAAGAUAUCUUUGGAUGCUCAAAUCAUGGCUGUCAAAACACUUUGCCUUUUAGCUAACGAGGAGGAAAGGAAAAGGGUUAUUAUGAAGGAAAUGGUUUCUACAAUCUUAAGUCGUUUAUCAAGAACAUCAGCGAUGCCUGAUCAAAUUCAAGCAGCCAAUUUGGUUACCGGCAUUGCAGAGCAUAACCCAAAAUUGAAGGAAUACGCUUUAAUCAGAGAGAAUGUGAUAUGGCAGCUGAUUACAUUGUUGUCACCUGCAGAUGAUACUAAACGGAAUCCGAAAUUGAAACUUAGUUGUUCCAGGGCUUUAUGGAUGCUUGUUCAAGGGAGCAUUUCAAAUUGUGAGACAUUGACGGAGACAAAAGGAAUGCUAUGCUUGGCUAAGUUGUUGAAAACGGAAAAAGAUGAAUUACAAUACAAUUGCUUAAUGAUUAUUAGAGAAAUUACAGCCAUCGCUGAAUCAAAUAAUGAAUUUAGACAUUCCACCUUUAAGAGUUCUUCUCCGGCUGCAAAGGCAGUUGUCGAUGAGCUAUUGAGAGUAAUCAAAGAAUUCGACAACAUGAAACUGAGAAUUCCGGCAAUCAAGUCAGUCGGUUCAUUGGCAAGGUCUUUUUCAGCGAAAGAGUGCCAAGUAAUUAGUCCACUGGUGGCUCGACUAGGCGAUAUGGACCGGGAAGUUGCAAUGGAAGCUUCUAUUGCUUUGCAAAAGUUUAUCUGCCCAAAUAAUUACCUCUCUUGCGUGCAUUCGAAGUGGAUAAUCGAAUCGAACGGCGUACCAUUGUUAAUCAAGCUAUUACUUGACGACGGUGAUGAAAAGUUACAGUGCCAUAGAUUAACUCUCAUCUGCUAUCUUGCAAACCACGACAGCAAUAGCAAUGUAUUGCUAAAAGAAGGAGCACUGACAGCUCUUCAAACAACAGCUCCGACAGUCAUGGCCCAACACCCUGAGUUAAAACAAUUGGUGUCCCAGGCCAUAUGCAAACUACAAUCCAACAAAGCAGCCAAGCACCAAGAAUUAGAAAACUCACGAGGCAUUAAACGGUUUAUUACAGAACAGGGUAAAGCAGUUGUCGAUUUGGUACGAGGUUUGAAGUUAAAGUUAGAGACCGCAUGUGUUGGAGGGAGAGUAAAUAUCCAACUCCAGGGUUAUUGGAAAUCAUAUAAAAAGAAAAUUUCAGGCGCAAUACGUUCAUUGAGGAUGAGGAGACGGUGGAGGCUUGUGAAAGCUAAAAGCGUGGAACUGGCAUUAACUCUAAGAUCAGUGAUUGAGUAUUCAGGGAAAAGGGUAAUAAUGAAGGAGACGGCAUCAAAGCUUAGGGUGGUGAAGAGAAUUGUUAAAUCAAUGGAGAAAAAAGAGAUUAGAAGAAAAUUUGGUUUCAUCAUACAUAAGAUUUUUUAUAUCUGUAAUAUCUAUAUGUUAGUAACAUAA
Molecule: messenger RNA, 2031 nt
Organism: Gossypium raimondii (Peruvian cotton)
Lineage: Eukaryota; Viridiplantae; Streptophyta; Magnoliopsida; Malvales; Malvaceae
Exons: 1
Coding region: 1-2031 (676 amino acids)
Biological process (GO): cell surface receptor signaling pathway
Molecular function (GO): protein binding
Source: RefSeq, a predicted model, not a curated record